AGCUCGCCGCGAACCCAAGAUGGCGGUGUGUGGACGUGUACGGAGGAUGUUUCGCUUGUCGGCGGCGUUGCAGCUGCUGCUGCUAGCGGCAGCCGGGGCCCAGAAUAACCACGGCCAGGGACAGGGUCUGGGGGCCAACAUCGCUUCUUUCCUAGGGCAAGCUGGAGGCGGCAGCCCGGCGGGGCAGCAGCCACCUCAGCUGUCUCAGUUAUCGCAGCAGCAGCAGCAGCCGCCUCAGCAGCAGCAGCAGCAGCAGCAGCAGCCUCCGUACCCGGCGGGCGGGCCCUCGGCCCGGCGGGGCGGAGCGGGGCCCGGCGGGACUGGCGGAGGCUGGAAGCUGGCGGAGGAAGAGUCCUGCCGAGAAGACGUGACCCGUGUGUGCCCCAAACACACCUGGAGCAACAACCUGGCGGUGCUGGAGUGCCUGCAGGACGUGAGGGAGCCUGAGAAUGAAAUUUCUUCAGACUGCAAUCAUUUGUUGUGGAAUUACAAGCUGAACCUCACUACUGAUCCCAAAUUUGAAUCUGUGGCCAGAGAGGUUUGCAAGUCAACUAUAUCAGAGAUUAAAGAAUGUGCUGAAGAACCAGUUGGUAAAGGUUACAUGGUUUCCUGUUUGGUGGAUCACCGAGGCAACAUAACUGAGUAUCAGUGUCACCAAUACAUUACCAAAAUGACAGCUAUCAUUUUCAGUGACUACCGUUUGAUUUGUGGCUUCAUGGAUGACUGCAAAAAUGAUAUCAACAUUUUGAAAUGUGGCAGUAUUCGUCUUGGUGAAAAGGAUGCACAUUCACAAGGUGAGGUGGUGUCAUGUCUGGAAAAGGGCCUGGUGAAAGAAGCAGAAGAAAAAGAGCCCAAGAUUCAAGUCUCUGAACUCUGCAAGAAAGCCAUUCUCCGGGUGGCUGAGCUGUCCUCGGAUGACUUUCAUUUAGACCGGCAUUUGUAUUUUGCUUGCCGCGAUGAUCGGGAGCGCUUUUGUGAAAAUACACAAGCUGGUGAAGGAAGAGUGUAUAAAUGUCUUUUUAACCAUAAAUUUGAGGAAUCCAUGAGUGAAAAGUGUAGAGAAGCACUAACUACACGCCAGAAGCUCAUUGCCCAGGAUUAUAAAGUCAGUUAUUCAUUGGCCAAAUCCUGUAAGAGUGACUUGAAGAAAUACCGAUGCAAUGUAGAAAACCUUCCUCGGUCCCGGGAAGCCAGGCUUUCCUACCUUCUGAUGUGUCUGGAGUCAGCUGUGCACAGAGGUCGACAAGUGAGCAGUGAGUGCCAAGGGGAGAUGUUAGAUUACCGACGCAUGCUGAUGGAAGAUUUCUCUCUGAGUCCUGAGAUCAUCCUGAGCUGCCGAGGGGAGAUUGAACACCACUGUUCUGGGUUACAUCGGAAAGGGCGAACCCUCCACUGUCUGAUGAAAGUAGUUCGGGGUGAAAAGGGGAACCUUGGAAUGAACUGCCAGCAGGCGCUUCAGACACUGAUUCAGGAGACUGACCCUGGUGCAGAUUACCGCAUUGAUCGGGCUUUGAAUGAAGCUUGUGAAUCUGUAAUCCAGACAGCCUGCAAACACAUACGCUCUGGAGACCCAAUGAUUCUUUCAUGUCUGAUGGAACACUUAUACACGGAGAAAAUGGUGGAAGACUGUGAACACCGUCUCUUAGAGCUGCAGUAUUUUAUCUCUCGGGAUUGGAAGUUGGACCCUGUUUUAUACCGAAAAUGCCAAGGAGAUGCUUCUCGCCUUUGCCAUACCCAUGGUUGGAAUGAGACCAGUGAACUCAUGCCUCCUGGAGCUGUGUUUUCUUGUUUAUAUAGGCACGCCUACCGUACAGAAGAGCAAGGAAGGAGGCUUUCACGAGAAUGCCGGGCUGAAGUACAAAGGAUCCUACACCAGCGUGCCAUGGACGUUAAACUGGAUCCUGCCCUCCAGGAUAAGUGCCUGAUAGAUCUUGGGAAAUGGUGUAGUGAGAAAACAGAGACUGGGCAGGAGCUUGAGUGCCUCCAGGACCAUCUUGAUGACUUAGCUGUGGAAUGCAGAGACAUAGUGGGCAACCUCACCGAGUUAGAGUCUGAGGAUAUCCAAAUAGAAGCUUUGCUGAUGAGAGCCUGUGAGCCUAUAAUUCAGAACUUUUGCCAUGAUGUGGCAGACAACCAGAUAGAUUCUGGGGACCUGAUGGAGUGUCUGAUACAGAACAAACACCAGAAGGACAUGAAUGAGAAGUGUGCCAUUGGAGUCACUCAUUUCCAGCUGGUACAGAUGAAGGAUUUCCGAUUCUCUUACAAGUUCAAAAUGGCCUGCAAGGAGGAUGUGUUAAAACUUUGUCCCAACAUAAAAAAGAAGGUUGAUGUAGUGAUCUGCCUGAGUACCACUGUGCCCCACUGCAGACAGUCUUAUACCUUCUCCUUCCAUGGCAGGGUUGAUGUAGUGAUCUGCCUGAGUACCACUGUGCGCAACGACACUCUGCAGGAAGCCAAGGAGCACCGGGUGUCACUGAAGUGCCGCAAGCAACUCCGUGUGGAGGAGCUGGAGAUGACAGAAGACAUCCGUUUGGAACCAGAUCUGUACGAAGCCUGCAAGAGUGAUAUCAAGAGCUAUUGUUCUACAGUGCAGUAUGGAAAUGCUCAGAUUAUUGAGUGUCUGAAAGAAAACAAGAAGCAGCUGAGUACUCGUUGCCACCAGAAAGUAUUUAAGCUUCAGGAAACAGAGAUGAUGGACCCAGAACUAGACUAUACACUCAUGCGAGUCUGCAAGCAGAUGAUUAAGCGGUUCUGUCCAGAAGCAGAUUCUAAAACCAUGUUACAGUGCUUGAAGCAGAAUAAAAACAGUGAAUUGAUGGAUCCCAAAUGCAAACAGAUGAUAACCAAGCGCCAGAUCACCCAGAACACAGAUUACCGCUUAAACCCCGUGCUAAGGAAAGCCUGUAAAGCUGACAUCCCUAAAUUCUGUCAUGGUAUCCUGACCAAGGCAAAGGAUGAUUCGGAGCUAGAAGGCCAAGUCAUCUCAUGCCUCAAGCUGAGAUAUGCUGACCAGCGCCUGUCUUCGGACUGUGAGGACCAGAUCCGCAUCAUCAUCCAGGAGUCCGCUCUAGAUUACCGCCUGGACCCUCAGCUUCAGCUGCACUGCUCAGAUGAGAUUGCCAGCCUAUGUGCUGAAGAAGCAGCAGCCCAAGAGCAGACGGGCCAAGUGGAAGAAUGCCUCAAGGUCAACCUGCUCAAGAUCAAGACAGACCUAUGUAAAAAGGAAGUGUUGAACAUGUUGAAGGAGAGCAAAGCAGACAUCUUUGUGGACCCAGUUCUUCACACAGCGUGUGCUCUGGACAUCAAACACCACUGUGCGGCCAUCACCCCUGGCCGAGGGCGUCAGAUGUCCUGCCUAAUGGAGGCCUUGGAAGAUAAGAGAGUGAGGUUGCAGCCCGAGUGCAAAAAGCGUCUCAAUGACCGAAUUGAAAUGUGGAGUUAUGCAGCCAAGGUGGCCCCAGCAGAUGGCUUCUCUGAUCUUGCCAUGCAAGUCAUGACAUCGCCCUCGAAGAACUACAUCCUCUCUGUGAUCAGUGGGAGCAUCUGCAUACUGUUCCUGAUUGGCCUGAUGUGUGGACGGAUCACUAAGCGUGUGACACGAGAGCUCAAGGACAGGUAGAGCCGCCUGACCACCAAAGGAACUCCUGCCCGGGCCCAGUUUGUACAGCCUUCCUGUAUAGUGCACCCUCUCACUUCGUCCCUCUGCGAGGUGGCACCAACACCCACAGUAGAGCAGCAUCAAGUGCCCACUGCAUCUUCCCAUCCAGACUUGGCCAUCCGCGGUGUCCUCCUCCUCCUCCUCCCAGCUGCCGUGGCGGCAUUGGCAGCUGGCUGCUUUGGUGGUCGCCUUUGUUGGUGAAGGGUUUACCUGCCUGUAGACAGUUCUGUCAUACCUACAGACCUGCCAGUACUUCCAGAAUCCACACCUGACCUGCAACUCAGAUUUUUUUAAAAACAAAACAAAAAAGACAAAAAAAUUGAAAGAAAGGAAACUGUAUAUAGUAGCCCACCUCCUUCAGUCUUGACUCAGCAGUAGGGUUCUUUCUUUCAUGGAAAUACAGCGGCUGACAGCAGGACUUGGAGGAGAUGUGCAUAUCCGGUGCCUGAUCAUUGAAAAGUCUGGUUCCUCUCCUAGAAGCAACUUUGGGCCACAUCAAGGCAGGGGACUUCACCAAGUAGUGGGGACACUAAGCAGCCUGCCCUGGGUCCUGUUCGCUUCUGCUGCAGUGUGAUGCCUUCCAUCUCCACCCCAGAUGUGCCCCUGCUGCCCGCAACUCCAUAGGAACAGGCGUACCCUGUGAUCUCCCCACUUCAGAGCAGAGGCAGGAGCCUCCCUGGGUCAGUGGCAGUGGACUAGGGGGGAGCAGAAGUCUGUGAAGCAGGACUGUCCACUGACCUGCACUAAGGCCGGGGUCUGAGCCUGGGGUUGCCCUGGAAGUUCUCUACCUCAACAGGAAGUAGUUACUAGGUUGGGGUGUGGACUUCUGAGGUGAGGGUGAGGCUGGCAGUGCAGGAACAGGGCUUGGACUCACUCCACUGUGUUUUGAGCUACAGCACAGGCCAGAACUGGUGGCUUCUGCAGAUUAAGCCUGGGCUCGGAUGUGGGACUGGCAGUGAAGCCCGACCUUCUGCAAACGCCAGGCAGACUUCCCAGACAAGCUCUUGUGCCUCUGUGUGAAGGGAUGUGGAAGUGAUUGCAUUAAAAGAUGGAGGGUUUUCUCCGGG
Peromyscus maniculatus bairdii (prairie deer mouse) is the source of this 4725-nucleotide messenger RNA. The record is from RefSeq and is a predicted model, not a curated record. Lineage: Eukaryota; Metazoa; Chordata; Mammalia; Rodentia; Cricetidae.